CUCUUUUCAAAGAAAGCAGAAAGAAAGAACUGGGAACAACCUGCGAAGGCAUGGCAUGUUUCUUGAAUUUCGGACACGCAAUUAAGAAUAUAGAGGUGAGAGAGAAAGAGAGAAUGAAGUAGAAUAAGAGGUGUACAAGUCUAGAAGCUUGGGUUCUGCAUCGAUCUCUAACUUUAAUGGCGAUAUUCUCUGAAUCGAAUCACCAUCGCAACAACUCUGAUGGUGUGUCCCAGCGAGUCAACAGCCCGCGUUUCUCGGGUCCAAUGACUCGCCGUGCUCACUCCUUCAAGCGCAGCGGCGCCGCCGCCGGCAACAGCGCCACUGGCGGCGGUUCCCACCAUGAGAUUGAGCUACAAAUCAACUCCCCCAGAUCGGAAGAAGGGUUGGAGCCUGUUCUGGAAAAGAAGCAUGGCCAUCAUCACGUGAGCCAGAGAGUUCAUGGUGGGGUUGUUAGGGGCUUACUCAAGAAACCCAUUGAAUCAGUCAUUGUGGAUUUGGGGUUGAGGGAGAAGAAAAAGCUUGGGCAUUGGAUGUUCUUAGUGUUUUGUGGAGUGUGCUUGUUCCUUGGUGUCCUUAAGAUAUGUGCCACUGGCUGGCUCGGAUCUGCCAUUGAAACAGCUCAAUCCAAUCAGGAACUAUCUGACUCCAUUGCUAGUCUAAAUCUAAUGGACCAAAGCUCCCUUGGUUAUGCAGAUAGGGAGGAAGCAGGUGAUGCCGAACGAACUCUAAAGAUGGUAGCAACAGGAUUAGUUGGCAGCCAAACUGCCAGGGCUGAAGGAUCAGGGAUCUGGUCUAAACCCAACAGUGACAAUUUCACCCAAUGCAUAGAUCUGCCAAUAAAUCGUAAAAAGCUAGAUGCAAAGACCAAUGGCUACAUUCUUAUAAAUGCUAAUGGCGGCCUGAAUCAGAUGAGAUUUGGGAUAUGUGAUAUGGUUGCUGUUGCUAAGAUUAUGAAGGCAACACUCGUCCUUCCUUCUCUCGAUCACAGCUCCUAUUGGGCUGAUGAGAGUGAUUUCAAGGAUUUGUUUGACUGGAAGCAUUUUAUUAAUACUCUGAAGGAUGAUAUCCACAUAGUUGAGACAUUACCACCUGCCUAUGCCGGAAUUGAGCCUUUCUCAAAAACUCCGAUAUCAUGGUCUAAGGUUUCUUAUUACAAGACUGAGGUUGUUCCCCUCCUAAAGCAGCACAAAGUGAUCUAUUUCACUCAUACUGAUUCCCGGCUUGCUAACAAUGGUAUUCAAAAUUACAUACAGAAACUGAGAUGCCGUGUAAAUUACAGAGCAUUGAAAUAUUCAACUCUAGUUGAAGAAUUUGGAAACACAUUGGUAUCUAGAAUGCAACAGAAUGGAAAUCCUUAUCUUGCCCUUCAUUUGAGAUAUGAGAAGGAUAUGCUUGCAUUUACAGGCUGCAGUCACAAUUUGACUGCAGAAGAGGAUGAAGAACUAAAACAGAUGCGAUUUGAAGUUGGUCACUGGAAGGAGAAAGAGAUUAAUGGGACUGAGAGGAGAUUGCUUGGAGGUUGUCCGUUAACUCCAAGGGAAACCUCCCUAUUACUUAAAGCACUGGAUUUUCCAUCACACACCAGGAUUUAUCUGGUAGCUGGAGAAGCAUAUGGAAGAGGAAGUAUGAAAUAUCUUGAGGAUGAUUUCCCCAAUAUUUUCUCUCAUUCGUCUCUGUCUUCUGAAGAAGAACUGAAUCCUUUCAAGAAUCAUCAGAACAUGUUGGCUGGUAUAGACUAUGUUGUUGCCCUUAAGAGUGAUGUGUUUCUUUACACUUAUGAUGGAAAUAUGGCAAAGGCAGUACAAGGUCAUAGGCGCUUUGAAAACUUCAAGAAGACCAUCAGUCCAGACAAGAUGAAUUUUGUUAAACUUGUUGAUCAGUUGGAUGAAGGUAAGAUUUCUUGGAAGAAGUUCAGCUCCAAGGUAAAACAGCUUCACAGAGACCGAAUUGGUGCUCCAUAUCCUAGGGAGCCUGGAGAAUUUCCAAAGCUGGAGGAAAGUUUUUAUUCAAAUCCUCUGCCAGGAUGUAUUUGUGAAAGAAGAUAGGCUGUCUUUGUUAUGAUGGCAUGGUGAAAGCUGCAUUCUAAAGGCAUUGUGGCUGUGCUGUGAUCUUUUUCAAUACUUGUGUGUUGAGGAGAUGGCAAUGUCAAUGUUCAAAAGCUGGGUUAUCUGCUUAGGUGCUAUAGAUUGCCUAGCUGUUGGGAUAAGGUUAUUAGGAGCCAAGGUGGGGAUAAGAAACUGAGCUACUCAAUUGCACUUUUUAAGUUAAGGAUCAAUCACGGGCAGACCAAAGUAUACCACUGUCAAUACACGCAAUAGAAAUUAAACACCAUACCCUAUUAAGCAAACCUCAUCCCAAACCACACUUUGAAUGAAAAGUUUUUUUUUUUUUUUUUUUCAAUCAGCCUUUCUGGAUUGUAUUUUACUCUUUUCUUCUGUUGAUAUCAAGAAAAGGGGA
This is a messenger RNA of Gastrolobium bilobum, 2457 nucleotides long. Its product is annotated as O-fucosyltransferase 35. Lineage: Eukaryota; Viridiplantae; Streptophyta; Magnoliopsida; Fabales; Fabaceae. Gene Ontology annotation, cellular component: cytoplasm; chloroplast; Golgi apparatus. The coding region runs from base 177 to 2045 and encodes 622 amino acids. The transcript is spliced from 9 exons. The record is from RefSeq and is a predicted model, not a curated record.